CAUCCUGGGAUGGGUGCGCAUGCGUGUUCCACCCAGGUUCGAAUGUAGAGCGAACUUCAUGUUGCGAAUGGAGCUACUUUUGGGCCCAUCUUGCAUGAAAAAUUGGGUGAUUUAGCUGCUCCGAUCAGCUGCACGUGAAAGGGGACGGGGUUGUCCUCGUAGGGAGACAUUGCAAUCGCGGACCAGGGUUCCACAGCUUGCAGAGAGGAGCCGGACUGUGAGGGACGUUGCACGUCUGGCCUGGGAAGUGUUGGUGUCAUGGCAGGAAGAACGCCGACGAGACGGCGACUGAAGCGGCCACAGCCUCCUAUUUACAAUGGUAUCAUCAACACAGACGAGGACAAGAACAACGACUUCGUCUGCCCAAUCUGCUUUGACAUGAUAGAAGAGGCACAUAUGACAAAAUGUGGCCACAGUUUCUGUUUCAAGUGCAUCCAGCAGAGUCUAGAAGAAAGCAACCGAUGUCCCAAGUGCAACUUUGUGAUAGAGAAGACAGACCAGAUCUUCCCAAACUUCUUAUUAAACGAAUUGAUCUUGAAGCAUCGACAGAGACUGGAAGAAAGAAAAAGAGUCAAGCUGGAUCAGCCUAAUGGGAUGAAGCUGACGGAGUUCCAGGAACUUCUGUCUCAUGAAGAUGAUAACCUGGACAUCACCGAUGUCAACCUCAUGCUGGAAGUCCUCUAUCAGAAGAAAACAAGACUAGAAGCUGACUCCAUAGCAGCACAGAAUCAAAUAUUAAAAGAAUUCCUCCAACAUGCAAGAAGAAGAAAACAAGAGCAACUAGAUAAACUGAUGGGAGAGGUCUCAGUAUUAGACCAGGACAUGCAGAGAGUACAGGAAAUGAUGUCGAGCCAUCAAAGCAAGUACCAACACACAGGCCUGGACAUGUCCAGGGUAUUGAAUGGCCACGACCCACCAUCUCAGGCUACGAGCUCUGACACAUCCAGCACAAGCUUAGUCCCAGUCAAGACAGAAGGGAGAACAGACAGUCCAUCGGAAGGCUUCAAUGUCAGCAAAAACGUCAGCAGAUAUCACUGGUUAAACUCCACCCUGGCCAGUAGGAGGACCAGACUGGACCAGCACUUUGAUGACCUGGAAAAGUGCUACUUCAGCAUCAGAUUAAAAGAGUUUGGACAAACUGAGACCCACUCUACAGACAGUCUGUGUGAGUUCACGGACAGCCUGACCAAGUUCACCAAGUACAGCGGCUUCAGACCACUCGCUACCCUCAGUUAUGCCAGCGACAUCUACAACGGCUCAAGCAUAGUCUCAAGCAUUGAAUUUGAUAGGGACAAUGAGUAUUUUGCAAUAGCGGGGGUUACCAAGAAAAUAAAGGUGUUUGAAUAUGGGACGGUAAUACGCGAUGCAGUGGACAUUCACUACCCCUGCAGUGAAAUGGCAUGCAACUCCAAAAUCAGUUGUGUAUGUUGGAGCUCCUACCACAAAGGCAUGUUGGCCAGCAGUGACUAUGAAGGCACCGUGACUCUGUGGGAUGCCUUCAAUGCAACAAAAAGUAGAAUGUUCCAGGAGCAUGAGAAGAGAUGCUGGAGUGUAGACUUCAACCAUGUGGACCCCAAACUCCUGGCAUCAGGGUCUGACGAUGCCAAAGUGAAACUCUGGGCCACCAACAUGGAGCACUCUGUGGCUUGUCUGGAGGCCAAGGCCAACGUGUGCUGUGUCAAGUUCAACCCCAACAGCAGGUUCCACAUAGCCUUUGGGUCUGCAGAUCACUGUGUGCAUUACUAUGACCUGAGGAACACAAGGCAAGCCCUGAAUGUGCUGAAGGGACAUAGGAAGGCUGUGUCAUAUGCCAAGUUUGUCAACUCACAGGAGAUUGUUUCUGCGUCAACAGACAGCCAGUUAAAGCUGUGGCACGUCAGCCAGUCCCACUGCACACGCACUUUCCAGGGACAUAUUAACGAAAAGAACUUUGUUGGCCUGGCAUCCAAUGGGGACUACGUUGCAUGUGGGAGUGAGAACAACUCCUUAUAUGUGUACUACAAAGGCUUGUCCAAACAACUCAUCACCUUCAAGUUUGACACGGUCAGAAGUGUUCUGGACAAAGAGAAGAAGGAGGAAGAUGCCAAUGAAUUUGUCAGUGCUGUGUGCUUCAAAGGGAAUUCUAAUGUUGUUGUUGCUGCCAAUAGUCAGGGUACAAUCAAAGUGCUGGAGAUGAUUUAAGAAGGUACACUUCCCUGCCUGCUGUCUGAACUGCAAGAGUCCUGCUGAAAAUCACCACACAUCCUGAAGACUUCCCCAGCAUGCAAUUCACACUGGACAAAUCACGUCUAGGUUGCUGGCUUCUCAUCUUGUUGUCAUCCCUCAAUCUGCCUAGGCAUUUCCAACAGUCCCUCUUACCAAGUAGUGUGAUAAGAUGUUUUGGCUCAUGCGAGACAUCAUGCCUUUCUUGCCUGAGCAUGAUAAGACACUGCCAGAAGUAGGACCUUCAGGGCAUCUUGUAAUAAAGAAAUUUGUUUCCAUGCUGGAACUGUACUGCAAGAAUUAUAAUUGCACAUAAUUGUUUAAUGAUGUAUGUGGUCUAAUUUCCUUGUGAAGAUUUAAAGACAGGACUUUAUUAUUGUAUGUCUUUGAACACCUUUUUUGUCAUGUUCCCUGGCUGCUGAUGUUCUUAUAGUGUAUAAUGCCAUGUGAUUGUCCCUCACGAGAUUUUUGUAUGUUCAACCAUGGUCCUUCUAACUCCAUGGUUCAACAUUGUAUUUAACACUGGCAGUAAUUUCUUUGUGGCUGCAAUGAAGAUAUGUUGAAUAUUGCAUUGUAUAGUUAUCUGGCACCCUAGAGAUAUAAGAAUUUUUAUCAGCAGAAUUUCUACUGUCAGAAAACAUUGUACACAAGGAAGACAGUACAAAGUAAGUACUACAUGUAUCAUACAGAAGUUGAUGUACAGGUCUACAGAUAGUGUGAACUUUGUCAAUUCAUUUCACUUCAAGUUUGAUUCUCCCUUAAAAUCCUAAUUUUUUGUUGAUUCAUUUAGCCCUUGUAGUUCUAUAUGAUACAAGCAAAUGUUGAGAAUCUCAAUAUGUAAUAUUCUGACCUCAUAUUCACUGUCAAAUACUAGUAGCCUUAAGUUUGGGUCUACCUGGUAAUUAUUUUCAUGCUAGAAUUGGGGAAGUCAAAUACAGUAAGACAUUCUUAAUUUGAGACUAACUUCUUACUACCUGAUAUAUCAAUACAAAAUACUACUGAUAUUCUACUGAUUUUCCACACUGUGUUGUUGUGAUGCUGCUGAGAUGCAACCAGAUAAAAGGACUGACACCUUUUGUUUACACUAAUAGAUGUUUGAAUGUUAUGUCCUCUGUGGUGGAUCUAGUAUAGCACAGAUGUUCAAGACUUGGUUGUAGCACUUCAUUUACAUUCAGUCCUCUCAGAUGCAAUAGUAUUGUCUUACUGUAGUCUGUUAAUGUAUUGACAGGUUUCCUUUUUUUUAGUUUCAUCCUUUAGAAUCUUUGUUAGUUGUAAGAAAUGUUUUUUUUUCUAGACACACUGCCUUAUGAAACAGAUAUCUGUUUAAGAUGACCCAUAGUGUUGGACCAUCAUUGUUACCUGAGGUAACUAAGAGUCCCCACCUAUUCAAACAAACAUGAAACAACUGAGUUUCACACUAAGCAUGUUGCACUUUCAACAAGACGCUCUACCAGUGUUCAAAACUGCCCAUAGCUGUGAACACACUGCCACCUCUCCAGCUUACUUGAUGUACCAUUCAUGUACAUUUUGAUUCAAACAUUUA
Branchiostoma belcheri (Belcher's lancelet) is the source of this 3745-nucleotide messenger RNA. Its product is annotated as E3 ubiquitin-protein ligase RFWD2-like. The record is from RefSeq and is a predicted model, not a curated record. Gene Ontology annotation, biological process: proteasome-mediated ubiquitin-dependent protein catabolic process. The coding region runs from base 259 to 2181 and encodes 640 amino acids. The transcript has 23 exons. Gene Ontology annotation, molecular function: ubiquitin protein ligase activity; protein binding. Lineage: Eukaryota; Metazoa; Chordata; Leptocardii; Amphioxiformes; Branchiostomatidae.